Aspergillus mulundensis is the source of this 972-nucleotide messenger RNA. Its product is annotated as phosphatase PAP2 family protein. The transcript is spliced from 3 exons. Bases 1 to 972 code for a protein of 323 amino acids. Gene Ontology annotation, biological process: inositol phosphoceramide metabolic process; sphingolipid biosynthetic process. Gene Ontology annotation, molecular function: inositol phosphoceramide synthase activity. Gene Ontology annotation, cellular component: inositol phosphoceramide synthase complex. The record is from RefSeq and is a predicted model, not a curated record. NCBI's taxonomy places the organism in Eukaryota, Fungi, Ascomycota, Eurotiomycetes, Eurotiales, Aspergillaceae.
AUGGGUGCUUUCAAAAACUUCCUUGAACCUGGAGCCAUCGCUGCUAUAUUCACUGCUAGCACCCUAGUCAACCGUCGCCGUCGUCGAACUGAAAGUCCUUCAGAUACCCCCGACGUCGAGUCGCCCUUGCUUCCGGAACCCGUCGUUGCGAAAGAUACCGAUGAGGAUGGCUAUUUCCGGUCUGUGGACAAAGGCCGCACGAUCCAGUCGCGGGUCCUCGCGCGGUUCCCCUUCUUGAUAGAGAUAUGGUACUGGCUGCUUAUAUACUGGAUCUACCAAGGCCUACGCGCGAUCUCGGCGCGAGCUAUCAGCGGUCACGAUGCCAUCUUUGCCAGGGCCGAACGACAUGCUCUUCAGAUCCUCACACUAGAACACGCCCUCCACAUCGACGCCGAGCUGGCUAUCCAGCGAUGGGUCCUCAACCAGGCGCACUGGCUCAUGCCCAUCCUGGCCCGGGUGUACUACUCGCACAUCGUCAUCGGCGUGAUCUUCUUCUCGUAUGCCUAUACCUGCCUGAAGCGCGAAACCUUCCGAGCGAUCCGCCGGACGCUCGCCUUUGAGAACGUCAUCGCCUUUGCGAUCAUCACCCUAUGGCGAUGCACUCCUCCUCGUCUCCUUCCAGAAGAAUACGGGUUCAUCGACGUGCUGCACAGUAACCAUGGUGGCUCUGCGUGGACGCAAAACAAGUUCCAGCUCGCGAUCGCUGCCAUGCCGUCGCUGCAUUUUGGCAACUCGAUGUUCAUCGCCCUGUGUCUGAUCAAGUUCAGCCCGCACUGGUACCUCCGGGCCAUCGCGCCGGUGUGGCCGAUGCUGAUGGCAUUCACAAUCGUCGCGACGGCGAACCAUUUCAUGCUCGAUGCCGUUGUUGGGGCGUGCGUGGUCCUGACCGCGUACCGGUUCAACUAUGUCAUGCUGAAUCUUUUGCCGGUGGAAAGGGUGCUUUUUCGUCUGCUGCGGUUGGAGAAGCCCUAG